This is a messenger RNA of Panicum virgatum (switchgrass), 802 nucleotides long. RefSeq lists its product as uncharacterized. Lineage: Eukaryota; Viridiplantae; Streptophyta; Magnoliopsida; Poales; Poaceae. The transcript has 2 exons. The coding region runs from base 26 to 451 and encodes 141 amino acids. The record is from RefSeq and is a predicted model, not a curated record.
UUAUGCAAGUCAGAUAUAUGAGGAAAUGGUAGCUGAGAAGGACAGAGAACUAGAAGGAGGUGAAGCACAAAAGUCUCCCACUCAGAUUGUUGCUGACAGUCUUAGCCAGAUCAGUCCUUCAUCAACCUUCCUUCCGAACAUGGGUGUGACUCCAGUGUCAAAGACUGCUCGGUCUACAUCAGCCACAGAAGAACGACUGCGUUCUCAGUUUGAGGCCACAAUCCAAGCAGAAAGAGAGGAAUAUGCUAGGAAGCAGGAACAAUUGGAAGCACAAAUUCAGGCUCAACAAGCCACAAUUCAAGCAAACCAAGCUGCACUUGAAGAAAACCAAUCUUUGCUACGCCAAACCCAAGAUGAGGUGAAGGGGAUGCAGACCAACUUCGAAGAGACUAAUGCACUGCUGCGAGCUAUGCUCAAUCUUCAGAAAGAUGCUGGAGGUAGGUCGACAUGAUGUUUGAAUUGAUGAUGGCCUUUGUCUAGUCUUUUGCUGCAUUGCCAGAACAACAAAUCUUUGUCGGAACUAUAUGUGCACUCUGGAAACUUAUGUCCACCUUAAGUGCUUCAGUUGGUAUGAUGGAACUGUGUGUGAUCAAACCUAGAACUUGGUACUUGUGUGAUGUUUAAACUAGUGUGUAAUGUAUUAUGCUUUCGAUUGUAUGUGGAUGAUGGUUUCGCUGUUAUGUGUGCUUCUUGACCUGUGAUGAGAGUGAAUGUGUGCUCAUGGAAUGAAUGUAUUUUUGUGGCAACAGUGGCUGGUCUCGAUAUAUAUGACGAUGCCAGCUCGUCCUGAAUCUGUGGUCAU